AUUCAAUGGAUCCUGAUGAAUGCAGCUCCUCAUCAGCGCGAAUUGGUUGCUACUCACAUCAGAAAACAUAUGGUUUCCCUUCGCGGUUCUAAGUUUGGCUCAAGAGUCGCCAUGCUCUGCUGCAACCCUUCUCACACAACGCGUCCUGGCCCAGGUGCUGGCGUCCAAUUGAGCCGUUUUGGCAACCCGAACGACGAGCGCUACCCCGUGGCAUCUCAAAUUGGUGGUCGAUUCAACCGCGGUAACCAGUGGAAUACUGGAUAUCCUCCUUUCCGUUAACUGAACCAACUGACAAUGGAAUCGUGACGAUCUCCUGUGAUCGGAUUACCAGAAGUGGAUGACAGCAUCCGCGCUAAAAUCAAAAAAUGUCAACAACUACUUGUUCGAAUACACAUUUGAAUAUAAUAUGCUCUUUCUAGGAGUCAGAUGCGUGGGUUAUGUCUUUGGUUCAAGGGCGUCUACCGUCAGCAAAAGUCCUGCCUUGGCUGAUGAACGCCAAAGCACAAACGAAUCAGUCUCAUCGUUUGAACUUUACGCCUGUUUACUACUACGUUGUCAUAUCUCUGAAGAUGGUCACAUUCUAAAGCAGCCCAAAGACAUAAUUUGUAUGGAUCGUUAUCUCCGGGGCUUUGGUUUACCGAGAGAGAAAAAGCAAGAGGUGCCCCUGGUUAAGCAUGCUUCUCUCGUGGCAAUUGUCUCCUUUCAUAUGAGUGCUCUUGUUCCCUUGUCAGCAGUAAUAUUACUGGUGUACCUGCUUUCAUUCACAACUAUUUUCUAUCUCAGGAGGGAUCUCCCUCAAAUGUUUGAUUACUUUUCCUGUCACUCUUUUCACAUUCAUUUUCUUACUUGUCCGGAGGCGCAGGAACCGGUGGCGGUGGCUUAAAGCUCACCUUUCUUGCUCAUACUACCAAAACAUCCUGUAUGUUAUCGAAUCCUUCUUUCUCUAGGAAUAUCAGUUCAUAUGUUAUUGAUACACCCGAGCAGUCUGUGAGGCACGAGCGCUUGAUUCAAGAAGUAGAGAAGGAUCAUGAAA
Messenger RNA from Paecilomyces variotii, 1033 nucleotides. RefSeq lists its product as hypothetical. The record is from RefSeq and is a predicted model, not a curated record. NCBI's taxonomy places the organism in Eukaryota, Fungi, Ascomycota, Eurotiomycetes, Eurotiales, Thermoascaceae. The transcript is spliced from 3 exons. Bases 338 to 883 code for a protein of 181 amino acids.